Rhinocladiella mackenziei CBS 650.93 is the source of this 1200-nucleotide messenger RNA. RefSeq lists its product as uncharacterized. The transcript has a single exon. The coding region runs from base 1 to 1200 and encodes 399 amino acids. NCBI's taxonomy places the organism in Eukaryota, Fungi, Ascomycota, Eurotiomycetes, Chaetothyriales, Herpotrichiellaceae. The record is from RefSeq and is a predicted model, not a curated record.
AUGGCGCCCAAGACCCCCUCAUACGCACGCCAAACGAGAUCCAGCAAUUUAAAGAGUCGGACUCUCUCGAACACAACUGGUCAGCCAGAAAACUCUGCGGCAGAUGAGCCUUCGAACACUUUCUCGACACCUCUCUCUACCAAAGCUUCUGGCAGAAGCCAGAGCGUCAAAACGGCCACGGUCCGCGACACUGACUUUGAAGAGACUCAAUUAAUUCCGCGUGGGGUUGAGAUACACAGAGAGCAGGAUCUACGUCUGGGCAUCGUGACAGGAGCUCACGCCUAUUUCGACUCUGGCACACCCCCGGAACCAGCUCAGUCACGCGAAUUCUACCUAUCCAUCAUUCAAACAGCCCUUGCAGGAAGAGCUGAACGGGACAUAGACAAUUCGAUAUUCCUGCCGACGGACGCCAACUUUAUCAAGUCUCUGCACAGGGCGUAUCACAGAAUGGGAGUAGCACAUGUCUCGGAAUCUGAGUUCAAGGUAUUUGCUUGGCAGAAUCUGUUCAUCGGGCAGCACGUUGUCUUAAUGGAUGAUACUGAGAGACAGCUUUGCGCUGUACGACUGGUGGAAAUAUCGCUCAAGCCUCGCGACAGUGACCAACAACGUAUGUGGCGUGCACCUCCACUCCUCUCCUCGAAUCAACCUCCUCCCCAACCCUUUGUCUUCGACAUUUCCUCCAACAGUCAAUUCUGGCUUUCCGACAAGAUUAUAAAUGCCAAUUAUCGAAGAUAUACCAAGUCAGCCGUGCAUUGCAAGCCCUGGGGUACGUUUUGUCCCUAUCUCUCGAUCGAAUUCGAAGCCACAACCGAUGACCGGCGCGUCGUGAGGAACCAAAUGGCUGCCGCUGGCCUGAUUUCCUUGUUCAAUCGAUACCAGUUGAAGCUCGACGCCGCUCUUCAGCCCACUCCGGAGCAAUUGAGACUGGUUCGCCAUUACGGAUUGACGAUGGAGAAAGCAGUUUGGACAGUAUGGGUCUUUGAACCCAAAAUAGCCGAUGGGGCUUGGGCCGGCUGCACAAUACGACUGCUUGAAUCUGGGACUUGUCUGGACGAAGGAGACAUUGUGGGAUUACUUCAAUGGAUCAACGAAAUUCAUCGGUGGGGCCUUUGUGAGUACGCUCUCGGAUGUGAAGAAGAUAUCAAACAGAUCCUGAGCAGAGGUGCUGCCAACCUCAGAAUCUCCACAAUAGGGUCCUGA